AUGGAAUUAGCAAAGGAAGACUCAGAGAGGUACGACAGCUUUGGCCGCCUGACAAAUGUGACCUUCCCUACUGGCCAGGUGAGCAGUUUCCGAAGUGAUACAGACAGCUCAGUGCAUGUCCAGGUAGAGACCUCCAGCAAGGAUGAUGUCACCAUAACCACCAACCUGUCUGCUUCAGGUGCCUUCUAUACACUGUUGCAAGACCAGGUCCGGAACAGCUACUACAUCGGGGCCGACGGCUCCCUGCGGCUGCUGCUGGCCAACGGCAUGGAGGUGGCGCUGCAGACGGAGCCCCACCUGCUGGCGGGCACCGUCAACCCCACCGUGGGCAAGAGGAACGUCACACUGCCCAUCGACAACGGCCUGAACCUGGUGGAGUGGCGUCAGCGCAAGGAGCAGGCUCGGGGCCAGGUCACCGUGUUCGGGCGCCGGCUGCGGGUUCACAACCGGAACCUCCUGUCCCUGGACUUUGACCGUGUGACCCGCACCGAGAAGAUCUAUGACGACCACCGCAAGUUCACCCUCCGGAUCCUGUACGACCAGGCCGGGCGGCCCAGCCUCUGGUCACCCAGCAGCAGGUUGAAUGGCGUCAAUGUGACGUACUCCCCCAGGGGUCAUAUUGCUGGCGUCCAGAGAGGCAUCAUGUCGGAGAGGAUGGAAUACGACCAAGCGGGUCGUAUCACAUCCAGGAUCUUUGCUGACGGGAAGACGUGGAGCUACACAUACUUAGAGAAGUCCAUGGUGCUGCUCCUCCACAGCCAGAGGCAGUAUAUCUUUGAGUUCGACAAGAACGACCGCCUCUCCUCUGUGACGAUGCCCAACGUGGCCCGGCAGACCCUAGAGACCAUCCGGUCUGUGGGCUACUACAGGAACAUCUACCAGCCACCCGAGGGCAAUGCCUCAGUCAUCCAGGACUUCAGCGAGGACGGGCACCUCCUCCACACCUUUUACCUGGGCACCGGCCGCAGGGUCGUCUACAAGUAUGGCAAACUGUCCAAGCUGGCUGAGAUGCUGUAUGACACCACCAAGGUGAGCUUCACCUAUGACGAGACAGCAGGCAUGCUGAAGACCAUCAACCUACAGAAUGAGGGCUUCACCUGCACCAUCCGCUACCGCCAGAUUGGGCCCCUGAUCGACCGCCAGAUCUUCCGCUUCACCGAGGAAGGCAUGGUCAAUGCUCGUUUUGACUAUAACUAUGACAACAGCUUCCGGGUGACCAGCAUGCAGGCUGUGAUAAAUGAGACCCCGCUGCCCAUCGAUCUCUAUCGCUAUGAUGACGUGUCAGGCAAGACAGAGCAGUUCGGGAAGUUUGGGGUCAUCUACUAUGACAUUAACCAGAUCAUCACUACGGCGGUCAUGACCCACACCAAACACUUUGACGCCUAUGGCCGGAUGAAGGAAGUGCAAUAUGAGAUUUUCCGCUCCCUCAUGUACUGGAUGACUGUCCAGUAUGACAACAUGGGGCGAGUAGUGAAGAAAGAGUUGAAGGUGGGACCCUAUGCCAAUACCACCCGCUACUCCUAUGAGUAUGACGCUGACGGCCAGCUCCAGACGGUCUCCAUCAAUGACAAGCCACUCUGGCGAUACAGCUAUGACCUCAAUGGGAACCUGCACUUACUGAGCCCCGGGAACAGUGCGCGGCUUACCCCACUAAGGUACGACCUCCGAGACCGCAUCACUAGGCUGGGUGACGUGCAGUACAAGAUAGACGAGGAUGGCUUCCUGAGGCAGCGGGGCGGGGAUGUCUUCGAGUACAACUCUGCUGGCCUGCUCAUCAAGGCGUACAACCGGGCCGGUGGCUGGAGCGUCAGGUACCGCUACGAUGGCCUGGGGCGGCGGGUGUCCAGCAAGAGCAGCCCCAGCCACCACCUGCAGUUUUUCUAUGCAGACCUGACCAACCCCACCAAGGUCACCCACCUCUACAACCACUCCAGCUCCGAGAUCACAUCCCUCUACUACGAUCUGCAGGGGCACCUCUUUGCUAUGGAGCUGAGCAGCGGUGACGAGUUUUACAUAGCUUGUGACAAUAUCGGGACCCCUCUUGCUGUCUUCAGUGGAACGGGCUUGAUGAUCAAGCAGAUUCUGUACACGGCCUAUGGGGAGAUCUACAUGGACACCAACCCCAACUUCCAGAUCAUCAUCGGCUACCAUGGUGGCCUCUACGAUCCACUCACCAAGCUCAUCCACAUGGGCCGGCGGGAUUAUGACGUGCUGGCUGGUCGCUGGACCAGCCCAGACCACGAGUUGUGGAAGCACCUUAGUAGCAGCAACAUCAUGCCUUUUAAUCUCUACAUGUUUAAAAACAACAACCCCAUCAGCAACUCUCAGGACAUCAAGUGCUUCAUGACAGAUGUGAACAGUUGGCUCCUCACCUUUGGAUUCCAGCUACACAACGUGAUUCCCGGCUACCCCAAGCCAGACAUGGAUGCUAUGGAACCAUCCUACGAGCUCAUCCACACACAGAUGAAAACUCAGGAGUGGGACAACAGCAAGUCUAUCCUCGGGGUACAGUGUGAAGUGCAGAAGCAGCUCAAGGCCUUCGUCACCCUGGAACGUUUUGACCAGCUCUACGGCUCCACGAUCACCAGCUGCCAACAGGCCCCCGAGACAAAGAAGUUUGCAUCCAGUGGCUCGGUCUUUGGCAAAGGGGUCAAGUUUGCCUUGAAGGAUGGCCGAGUUACCACAGACAUCAUCAGUGUGGCCAACGAGGAUGGGCGGAGGGUCGCUGCCAUCUUGAACAACGCCCACUACCUAGAGAACCUGCACUUCACCAUUGAUGGGGUGGACACCCACUACUUUGUGAAGCCAGGGCCUUCAGAAGGCGACCUGGCCAUCCUGGGCCUCAGUGGGGGGCGGCGAACCCUGGAGAAUGGGGUCAAUGUCACCGUGUCCCAGAUCAACACGAUGCUCAAUGGCAGGACUAGACGCUACACAGACAUCCAGCUCCAGUACGGGGCGCUGUGCUUGAGCACUCGCUACGGGACGACGUUGGACGAGGAGAAGGCGCGGGUGCUGGAGCUGGCCCGGCAGAGAGCCGUAAGCCAGGCGUGGGCCCGUGAGCAACAGCGACUUCGGGAAGGGGAGGAAGGCCUGAGGGCCUGGACGGAGGGGGAAAAGCAGCAGGCACUGAACACAGGGCGGGUUCAAGGCUAUGACGGCUUCUUCGUCAUCUCCGUGGAGCAGUACCCAGAACUGUCGGACAGCGCCAACAAUAUCCACUUCAUGAGACAGAGCGAGAUGGGCCGGAGGUGACAGAGAGGACUCCGGCCUGCACUUCUUGCCAAAGACAGCUACUCUUUUGUGGCCACACACCUGACUGUGUUGUACUUAAAAAAAAAAAAAAAAGAAAGAAAAAAAAAAAAAAAA
Messenger RNA from Leptonychotes weddellii (Weddell seal), 3366 nucleotides. NCBI's taxonomy places the organism in Eukaryota, Metazoa, Chordata, Mammalia, Carnivora, Phocidae. The record is from RefSeq and is a predicted model, not a curated record.